Messenger RNA from Suillus clintonianus, 714 nucleotides. Its product is annotated as kinase-like domain-containing protein. The record is from RefSeq and is a predicted model, not a curated record. Gene Ontology annotation, biological process: signal transduction; protein phosphorylation. NCBI's taxonomy places the organism in Eukaryota, Fungi, Basidiomycota, Agaricomycetes, Boletales, Suillaceae. Gene Ontology annotation, cellular component: cytoplasm. The annotation marks the transcript as partial. The transcript is spliced from 4 exons. Gene Ontology annotation, molecular function: ATP binding; protein kinase activity.
UUUCUACGAGAAGCUGCAAUCUGGGCUCACCUCGUCCACGACAAUAUUGUCACACUUUAUGGAACGACAGAGGGGUUUGGGCCAACCACAGCCCUGGUCUCUCCGUGGUUUCCGGACGGCACGCUGCUCCCAUCCGGGCUCUACUAUCGUCCGUUUUUCCUUCAUGGUUCCUUGCUUCAACUAACAAAUUUGCCGUUAGUCCACUCUUUUCCCAUUGUUCACGGCGACAUCACGAGCUCCAACGUUUUGGUAGAACUCAAGGACGGAGAAUACAAGGCUUGCUUGACUGACUUCGGUUUUUCGAUUGUCCUCGGCGGGCCUUUCAAAGGUCGUGUGGUUGAAGGAUCAACUGUCAGGCCUGGCGCAACCAGAUGGACUGCGCCUGAGUUGCUCGGGUCACACGACCACCCUUCCGAAGUCAAACCAACCACGCAGAAUGACAUGUAUUCCUAUGGUCGUGUCAUGUUUCAUUUGUUGACUCUGGUCAUUCCUUGGCAUGAUAUCGACGAUUUCAAAGUCGUUCAGAAAAUCCUUAGCAGAGAAGAGAUCCCGCGUCCUGAGACAUCCGAUGGGACGUCUCACGUCACGGACGCCCGCUGGAAUCAGAUCGAGCAGUGUUGGUCAGUCGAUCCCUCUGCUCGUCCAUCUGCCUUCAUGGCUAUGGAGUUCGUAAAGAAUGAACUAGAGGUUGUGAAACAAGAUGUAAGCUUAUGA